AUGGGUCAAGACUCCUCACAUGAGACUCCCCACUUGACGCUUGAGCAGCUGAGCCAUACGAUAGCUCAAAGAUUCGCACAAAAGAGCUACUCACCUCUCGAACUCUAUUGCUUCAACUCCGUCUUCCGAUCCUUAGCCGACACCGAGUCAGGGGUGCGAUAUUGGAGCGAAAGCACACUAUGUCGCUUCCUCGAGCUGCCAGACGCCCUGGGCGUGGGCUCCGUCGUCUUCCAGAUGGCUAGCUAUCUCGGCGCUUUCCCGUUACCCAGCCAAGCACCUGCUAUCCUUACGCAUGACGCGCUGCUGAAGGUUGUUACGAUAUUGACGGAGAGGUAUGCUGCGGUUGUGAAGAAGCGGGGAAGGGAGAUCUGGUCGAGGGAGAUUUACAGGAGUUUGGCGAUUUAUGACAGAGGAAUCCGCGAGGGGGUUGAGAAUAAGGAGAAGGACAAGGCGAGUGAAAAUCUUCAACGAUUAGAAGAAGGGAGCGGAAAUCUUGGCUUUGCAAUUGAUGCGCCAGAAGAGGGAGAUGGGGAGGACGGAGAGGACGAUGAUGAGCUGGUCCUGGCAGCGCUGGACUCAAUGGAUGCUAUAGAAGCGUUCAAACACGGCGAACAGUCGAAUGUCCACCAUUCCAUCAUUCCUACAGACAACUUUUUGAAGCUUGUCGAGCUAUUGCUUCUGAUUGCGCCCAUAGAUGCUCAGCAGAGCCUUUCAACUUUGGCCCCGACACUAUCAGACGAGCAUAUCGAAGAGUUGCGACAAACUGCAAAUAUCAUCCUGUCUUCCUUCGGCGUCGAGAAUCACCCUGGCGUAAGCUAUCGAACGUUUGAUAAGGUCGUCUCGGUGUGUCUUCCAUAUCUUUUCAACGGCUUGAACCCCCUGUUUGAGCACUUCCUCUUCGCGAAAGACUUCGACCUCUCCAAACGCAAGCCCGACCCCACAUCUCCCACAAAGGAAACUCACACCGUCAUACCACAACCGAAAUCCGUAGCAGAUCCCGAGCCAAUCCUACAACAGCCGGGUGAAAUCCUCAACAUCACCAUCCUCAGUCAGCUCUCCUUCUUCAUCAAGGGGAACAGUCUUUUUCGACGUUUGCGGCCCCUCUACAGCGGCAACACGCACGGAUUCAGCAUGGGCUCCUUUGAGAAGCAAGUCUUCAACUGGCGCGCUCCCACCAUCCUCCUGGUGAAGGGUAGUCUUCUCCCUACAGUACCGUCGAGCACGCGUGAGCGCGCGCUACAGGACAUGCUGCCUCCCACGCGAUAUCCGAGUAGCAUAUCAGAGGGGUCAUCAUCAAACCAGACCAUAAUAUACGGAGCGUACAUACCCACGCAAUGGAAACACACCAGCAAAUCUUGCUUUGGCGAUUCGUCGGCCAUCUUGUUUCAACUAAGUCCUAUGCAUGAUGUCUUCACCACGUCAGCUUUCAGCACCGACUAUAUCUAUUUCAACAAGUCGCCCACCCACCCCGCCGGCCUCGGUUUUGGUACCCCAAUCCCCGCACAAUCUGCAUCUCACAGUUCUGCUCAUAGCUCGUUCCGCCCCGGACCUGUCUCGCUCCAUCUAGACGACGCCCUCGAGUUCGGCAUAUUCACACACCUCUCUGAAGGUGGCGGCUCCUUCCACCCAUCUAACCUCCCAUGUAGGAAGCGGAAGGACUGGCAAGAUCGCUUCGAGAUUGAGAGUCUGGAAGUGUGGGGUUGCGGUGGGGAUGAAAUUGCUGAGGCGCAAAGGAAGGAGUGGGCGUGGCAGGAGAGAGAAGCAGAGGCGAGGAGACGGGUUAAUCUGGGCACAGGGGAUCAGGAGAUGGAUCGAGAGCUACUUAGAAUGGCGGGUAUUAUAUCCGAUAGUAGGAGUGGCGGGAGUAUGGGGUAA
Messenger RNA from Cucurbitaria berberidis CBS 394.84, 1875 nucleotides. Its product is annotated as restriction of telomere capping protein 5. The transcript has 2 exons. The coding region runs from base 1 to 1875 and encodes 624 amino acids. The record is from RefSeq and is a predicted model, not a curated record. NCBI's taxonomy places the organism in Eukaryota, Fungi, Ascomycota, Dothideomycetes, Pleosporales, Cucurbitariaceae.